GUCCCCGUACACGUGUCGCUUCCUCGUCCCUCAACCGUCUAUAAAUACCAAAAUUCCCCCAACUCCUACCGUUCUCCAUCGUCGCCACCACCACCACCACCGCUUCUACCGCCGUAUCGUUAUACCACCGCUCUGUCCCCUGUUCGCCAUACUGUUCAAACCCUAGAUCCAGCUGCCACUAACACUCUCUCCAGAUUUCUCUGUUGUCUUUCAGAGUUCGUAAAGAUGGUGUCAGACGCGAGCAAGAAGAAGGCGGCGCAGAAGAAGGCAGCGGCCGCGGCCAAGAGAGGCGGAAAGGCAGCUGCCGCCGCCGCAUCCUCGAAGGCCGCUGUUUCCUCGCAGAACGGGAACGCCGUCGACAAGUUGUCUAACGGAAUCGGAACGAUGGAGAUUUCCGAUCGUAAUUGUACCGGCGUCCUCUGUUCCCAUCCUCUAUCCAGGGAUAUUCGGAUCGAGUCUUUGUCAGUGACGUUUCAUGGACAUGAUCUCAUUGUAGAUUCCAUGCUGGAGCUCAACUACGGCAGGCGUUAUGGUUUGCUCGGAUUAAAUGGAUGUGGGAAAUCGACGCUGCUUACUGCAUUAGGCCGUCGAGAGCUUCCAAUUCCUGAACACAUGGAUAUAUAUCACCUUACUAGAGAGAUUGAAGCCUCUGACAUGUCUUCACUCCAGGCUGUUAUCAGCUGUGAUGAGGAGAGGAUCAAACUGGAGAAAGAAGCUGAGGUGUUGGCAAGCCAGGAUGAUGGUGGUGGCGAAACACUUGAGCGAAUUUAUGAGCGUUUGGAUGCUCUGGAUGCAGCUACAGCUGAAAAGCGUGCUGCUGAAAUAUUGUUUGGUCUUGGUUUUGAUAAGCAAAUGCAGGCAAAGAAGACCAGAGAUUUCUCUGGUGGCUGGAGAAUGAGGAUUGCUCUGGCUAGAGCUCUGUUCAUGAACCCCACUAUUCUCUUACUUGAUGAGCCUACUAAUCAUCUUGAUUUAGAAGCUUGUGUUUGGUUGGAGGAAAUGCUGAAGAAAUUCACCAGAAUCCUAGUGGUGAUUUCCCACUCCCAGGAUUUCUUGAAUGGUGUUUGCACAAACAUAAUUCACAUGCAGAACAAGAGUUUGAAGAUUUACUCUGGCAACUACGAUCAGUAUGUCCAAACUCGUUCUGAGCUGGAAGAGAAUCAGAUGAAGCAGUACAAAUGGGAGCAAGAGCAGAUUGCUAAUAUGAAGGAGUACAUUGCUCGAUUUGGGCAUGGAUCGGCCAAGUUGGCUCGGCAGGCACAGAGCAAAGAAAAGACCCUUGCUAAGAUGGAGCGGGGUGGGCUCACUGAAAAGGUGGUUAGAGACAAAGUCCUCAUAUUCCGCUUUGUCGAUGUGGGCAAGCUCCCGCCGCCUGUACUCCAGUUUGUCGAGGUGUCAUUUGGCUACACCCCUGAAAAUCUCAUCUACAAGAAUAUCGACUUUGGUGUUGACCUGGAUUCUAGAGUUGCGUUGGUGGGUCCCAAUGGCGCUGGCAAGAGUACAUUGUUGAAGCUCAUGACCGGAGACUUGCACCCUACUGAUGGCAUGGUUCGUAGGCACAACCACCUGAGGAUAGCUCAGUUCCAUCAGCACUUGGCUGAGAAACUCAACUUGGACAUGUCUGCACUCCAGUACAUGAUGAGAGAGUAUCCAGGGAACGAGGAGGAGAAAAUGAGGGCCGCAAUUGGGAAAUUCGGGCUGACCGGAAAGGCCCAAGUCAUGCCGAUGAAUCACCUGUCUGAUGGACAAAAGGCAAGGGUGAUUUUUGCUUGGCUGGCUUAUAGGCAGCCGCACAUGCUGCUUCUGGACGAACCGACGAAUCACUUGGAUAUCGAAACCAUAGACUCUCUGGCCGAGGCAUUGAGCGAGUGGGACGGUGGUUUGGUUCUCGUUAGCCACGAUUUCAGGCUCAUAAACCAGGUGGCCCAGGAGAUAUGGGUGUGCGAGAAUCAGGCCGUUACACGGUGGGAGGGUGACAUCAUGGGCUUCAAGGAGCACCUCCGAAGGAAGGCUGGCCUAUCUGACUAAACUAGUGUCAGAUUGGGCGGGAUGGAUCGAUCGGUGCAGCAUUCCUUAUCAAAGUGUAGUCUGCAGCAGCUGCUACUGUUGUGUGUACCAAUGCACGGCUAUCGCUGCAUAUUGCACAGCGUAGAUACGAGGAGGAGGAAUGGUCGUCGAUCGAUGGAUGGAUGGUUAGUGAUCCCUUUUCGCAUACAGCUCAUCUGGUGCAGAUUAUGAUAGACAAUCUAGUGAUCAGUGAGAGCGCGGAGAGGGAGUGUCUUGACAGCAAGCUGGAGAGGUGCCCUGAAUUCAUUGUUUUGAGCCAAUGUGGGGUUGCACCGGAAUGUCCCUUGCUGUUCUCUCACUGGCCACUGCUCUAUAAGCCAGAAGCCGUCUGGUGCAGUGGUUCUGCUGCUUGUUGAAUGCAGCAGCUACAAGCAGGCAUGGUUUGGUAAGAGUAGAAAAGGAAAGAGUAAGGUGCAAAGCAGCACACGCUUUGGCGAUUUUCGCGACCUUGUAACUGCAUGACCGUCUAUGGUUCGGUUCUGUAUUCGGUUUUACUCCGAAGCAGUCGUUGAACAUGACCAAUGUAUGGAAGCAGGCCCCGAACAAUUUAGCUGUUGAUGCUGGGGAUCGUAAAUCUCAGCAAUAAUGACUCUUGCCAAAUUUGUCCAUUUUGGUCAGCCAAGACGGUUGGAUGAAACAAAAAAAAAAGUGAGGAAGAGGGCACCAAAUUAGGAGUCAAUUUGUGCUUGCCAACGGGUCCAAGUCCAACCAUAAGUUUAACUAUAUAAAUAAAUAGAUUGGAUGUCAAGCCUAGAUUUUUAUUCCCCUCUUGUUAUCUACUGCAAAACAGAAGGCAUAAACAGAGAAAGCAAAUUAAAUAAAUGGUGAAAAGGGAUAGGUAGACAGUGAGACAAGCCAAACUAACAAUCAGCACUUUUUUUAGUUUUUUAUAGGAAAUUUGGACAAAGAAAGAAUGCACAAUGAAAGUGAAAAGGGUUGGAGGGAGGUGGGGUUCCUCAAAAUAGAAUAGGGGAGAGAAGCCAAGCGACAAUAUUAUCAGCAAUCCGCUGAACUAUAAAAGCAAGCCUGAAGAACGAAGACUGGAAUGUAUGUAGGAGUUUUCAUUAUGCACUGCUGGGCUCCUUUUCUUUUUCACCUGCCC
Linum tenue is the source of this 3169-nucleotide messenger RNA. NCBI's taxonomy places the organism in Eukaryota, Viridiplantae, Streptophyta, Magnoliopsida, Malpighiales, Linaceae. The record is from the annotation of a GenBank genome assembly.